UGCGUCCCGCGGAUGUGGCGCGAGCGCUGAUGAGGUUUGCGGAUGUUUGAGGUUACGCGCUCCGCUGACAGACUCAGCAAGGUUGCAGCAGCUGUGGGCCGAGCGGGCGGACUGUCCCAGGCUAUCAUGGAUGACAGCUCCUCUCUGGGCAGAGUGAGCGGCUCCACUGAAUCUGUGUCAACUGUCACCAGUGAGGAGUUUGUUCUUGUGCCGCCCACUGCUGGGGGCUCCCCCUCCAGCUCAGAGGGGAGGCCCAGGCUCAAGAUGUCGUGGAAUGGGAGUGAGCAGUUGGAGCGGGCGAUGGAGGAGGUGCUGGAUGAUGUUUGUGAUGGACCAGGAUCUGCAGAGGAGAAAGGAAGUCCUACAGCACUCAGUUCUCAGAUCAGACCACCCAGCCUGACUUUGGACACUGCUCCUCAUGAAGCAUCAGCAGCAGUUUUGGAGAGUUCAACAGAACAGGAGGAAGACAGCGUGCAGUUCAGUCAACUGUCCUAUCUUGGCUGCACCUGGGUGAAGACCCCUCGUAACGAGACGGAGGCCCAGAAAGCCAUGGCCACCCUGCGGGCAGAGAGCGCCAUCCCCAUCCCUGUCACCCUCCAUUAAUAUUUUUCCCAAUGCAAUUGCUCUAGGAUUGUCGACCAGGCCACUGGAACAGAAAUUGCAUCUUUUCCCAUCUAUAAGGUGUUGUUCUGUGCCCGAGGACAUGAGGGAUCUGUCGAGAGUGACUGCUUUUCCUUCACCGAGAGCUACCGCAGCUCAGAGGACUUUCAAAUCCACGUCUUCUCCUGCCAUAUCAAAGAGGCCGUUAGUCGCAUCCUCUAUAGCUUCUCAACGGCCUUCAAGCGUUUGUCAAAAGCUGCCACAGACAUGCAAGACUCGGUGUUGCCACUUUCCCCUGAUGGCGAUAUCUUCACCUUCACCGUUUCUCUAGAAGUGAGAGAAGAUGAUGGCAAAGGAAACUUCAGUCCAGUUCCCAAAGACAGAGAUAAAUAUUACUUCAAGCUUCGUCAGGGUGUACAGAAAAAGGUGGUGGUCACCGUCCAGCAGAUGACCAAUAAGGAGCUUGUAAUAGAGAGGUGCUUUGGGAUGCUGCUCAGUCCUGGUGAGAAAGUGCGGAACAACGACAUGCACCUCCUUGACAUGGAGUCUAUGGGCAAAAGUGCUGAUGGGAAGGCGUAUGUAAUCACUGGCACCUGGAAUCCAAAUACUCCUGCUUUCCAGCCACUGAACGAGGACACGACAAAAGACAAGCAGGUAUACAUGACGGUGGCAGUGGACCUGGUGGUGACCGAGGUUGUAGAACCUGUUCGGUUCCUCAUGGAGGCGCUAGUGCGGGUCUAUCCAGCUAAUGAGAGAUUCUGGUAUUUCAGCAGGAAGGCCUUCUCUGAAACGUUUUACCUCAAGCUCAAACAGGGCACAGGGAAGGGCAGCCAGGGAGAUGCCAUGUAUGAAGUGGUCAGCCUGCAGAAACAAACAGAAUGUGCAGCAGGAGCACGUGGCCGCCUGCAGUCUCCCACUGAGGAAGAGGAACCAGAAGAAGGUGCGCCACUGUCUAGUUUAUCAGAGUUUUUCUGA
Molecule: messenger RNA, 1575 nt
Organism: Sinocyclocheilus anshuiensis
Lineage: Eukaryota; Metazoa; Chordata; Actinopteri; Cypriniformes; Cyprinidae
Product: rab GTPase-activating protein 1-like
Exons: 11
Source: RefSeq, a predicted model, not a curated record